AUGGAGUCCGCCUACGGGAAGACCUCGCUCCGAUCCUUCCAGGUUGGUGCUCUGGCCACAGGGGAGGCGCCCGCUGAUGAUGUCCCAGGGCCCUAUGUCCUGAUUCAUGGAACAGGGAGGCUCGGCUCGACCUCUUCACUGACCAAUCGGCCUCAGGUCCUCUGUGCAAUGCCAGUGACGAUCUGUGACGUCAGCCCUCUGAUGACCGGCAUCAAGGCCGCCGUCUCCUGGUCUCGCUCCAGGGUCACGAUAACUCUGUGGCUGGACAGCUUGUCACGGCUGUCGGCCAACAGUCACUCACUCCCGUGUGCGUUUCCCCCUGCAGCGGACAUGGCUGAACUAUUGCAAAAGAUGUGCAGAUGUCUCUCCUGCCCGGCCUAUCUCGAGCAACCGCUGAGCCUGGAGUGUGGCUGCAGCUUCUGCCACGACUGCGUCCGCUCACUGCCGCAGGAGCCCCACGGGGAGGGCUUGGUCUGCAGCUUCUGCUCCAAGGUCUCCCGGAAGAACCACCUCAGGCCCAAUCGGCAUCUGGGGCAGCUGGUGUCGAAGGUGAAGGAGCUGGAGCCCCAGCUGAGAGCCAUUCUGCAGAUGAAUCCCCGGAUGCGGAGGUUCCGAGUGGACGUGACCUUGGAUGCAGACACGGCCAACAACUUCCUCGUCCUCUCGGAUGACCUUAGGAGUGUCUGGUGCGGGCCCAUCAGGCAGAAUCGGCCAGCGCUCCCUUCGAGGUUCGACUUGUCCAUCUGUGUCCUGGGCACCCCUCGGUUCGUCUCCGGCCGCCACUACUGGGAGGUGGACGUGGGGUCGAGCACAGAGUGGGACCUGGGGGUUUGCAGGGAUUCCGUUUGCCGACAAGGGCGGAUCCAGCUCUCCUCGGAGCAGGGCCUCUGGACUCUGAGUCGGAGGAUCGGAUGCUGUUUCUCUGCCAGCACCCAGCCUCAGACGCCCCUCUGCCCAUACCCCACCGUACGCCGAGUGGGGGUCUUCCUGGACAUGGAUGUGGGGGACGUCUCCUUUUACUGCAUCGAACACGGAGCCCACAUCUUUACCUUCACGGGACUUCCUGCGGGGGAGCCGCUGCGCCCGUUCUUUGCUCCCUCAAUCCCACCCAACAGGGAUCAGGGUGCCCUGAGCAUCUGCCCCGUUGUGCCCCUGGGAGCUGCUGGCCCCUCCGACCGGUGGAGGGAGGACAGAUAAACCCCCACUGCGAAGGAGCGCAGACCGGGAAACCCUUGGCGGUUGGACCACAGAACUUUCUGCUUGGUGCAAAUUUCACCCAAGGUCACAGCAGAAAAGUAUGGAGCUUUUCGUGGCCAUGACUAACGUGAUGCGAUUCGUUAGGGUAUAAUUAGUGACUAUUGUCACCCCCAGCUGGUUGGGUUUUAUGUUUUGUUUGCUAAA
Messenger RNA from Lepus europaeus (European hare), 1401 nucleotides. RefSeq names its product ret finger protein-like 3. The record is from RefSeq and is a predicted model, not a curated record. The transcript is spliced from 3 exons. Gene Ontology annotation, molecular function: protein binding. Bases 1 to 1197 code for a protein of 398 amino acids. NCBI's taxonomy places the organism in Eukaryota, Metazoa, Chordata, Mammalia, Lagomorpha, Leporidae.